Messenger RNA from Dinoponera quadriceps, 587 nucleotides. RefSeq names its product 60S ribosomal protein L31 (gene RpL31). The record is from RefSeq and is a predicted model, not a curated record. The transcript is spliced from 3 exons. Gene Ontology annotation, cellular component: ribosome; cytosolic large ribosomal subunit. Gene Ontology annotation, molecular function: structural constituent of ribosome. Gene Ontology annotation, biological process: cytoplasmic translation. Bases 166 to 537 code for a protein of 123 amino acids. NCBI's taxonomy places the organism in Eukaryota, Metazoa, Arthropoda, Insecta, Hymenoptera, Formicidae.
CCGUCAAAUUCUUUUUCGUACCUCGACCGUGCAUCGGAAAGGUAAUGGUGGUGUCCAGCGGAUCGUAAUCCUCGAACAUCCUGCGGUAUAUUUUGCAUGAACCGUUGCUUCCGGUGAAACCUUGUUCCGCUGGUUUUCUUCUCGCGAAUUCUUGCUAAGGUAAAAAUGGCCAAAUCUUCUGAAAAGAAAGGCAAGAGUGCCAUCAACGAGGUGGUCACUCGUGAAUACACAGUCAACCUGCACAAGCGGCUCCAUGGUGUAGGAUUCAAGAAACGUGCUCCACGAGCGAUUAAAGAGAUCAGGAAAUUCGCAGAAAAGCAAAUGGGAACUCCCGAUGUUAGGAUAGACACACGUCUCAACAAACAGUUGUGGUCCAAAGGCAUCAGGAAUGUCCCCUUCAGGGUACGCGUAAGGCUGAGCAGGAGAAGAAACGACGACGAGGAUUCUGCGAACAAGCUGUACACCCUCGUCACAUACAUCCCUGUUGCAUCCUUCAAGGGUCUCCAGACUGAAAACGUGGAUGCUAGCCAGGAUUAAAUAUAUUAAUGUGUACACGUAUAUAAUAAAAACAUGUAUACAAAACACUA